AUGAGUAAACAGUUCAGGAAUUUCUAUCCUCAAGUGGAUGUCGAAGCACUGAGGCAAGAAUACAUUGGUAAAAAUGUUCUUGAUCUGCCUACUCCAUCCUUCAUAGUUAAUAAAGAUACAAUUGAACGCAAUUGUCUUCACAUGAUCCAGGGAGCUAAAAACAUCAAAGCUAGCUUUCGACCCCAUCUAAAGACACACAAGACACUAGAGAUAACAAAGUUCCAACUUGGUGAUUAUUCUACUAAAGUAGUAGUGUCCACUCUGAGAGAAGCAUGGAGUUUAAUUCCAUUCUAUGAGCAGGGCAGAGUACGAGAUGUAUUGUAUGGACUUCCUAUUGUCAAGUCCAAAAUUCCGGAGCUGGAUGAUUUAAGUACAUACGUAGACACAUUGAGGAUAUUAGUUGAUAAUAUUGAUCAAUUGAAAUUACUGCAGGAAUAUGGAAGAGAGAAGCCGUGGCAUAUUAUGAUCAAAGUUGAUAUGGGCACCUCGCGAGCAGGAUUGCACUACCAGUCUGAAGAAUUUAAACAACUGGUUCAAGCUAGUGUUGAUGAGCACUCUGAUGUGGUGACCCUAGAUGGGUUCUAUUGUCAUGCCGGCCACUCUUAUAGUUCUCAUUCUUCAAAAGAAGCUGAAGAUUAUCUCUAUGAUGAGAUUGUUGCUGGCAAUGUUGCGGCUGGAUAUGCCAAAUCUAUUGUUCCAAGCGGAAAAUAUCUAGUCUCAGUUGGUAGUACUCCCACAGGACAUGCUUCAGCAGAAAUUGCUCUCACUAAGAUUUUACCUGUCUCUGAUAAUAUUGAUGAGAUCGAGUUGCAUGCCGGUAACUACGCUCUUUGCGAUUUACAACAGUGGGCGACCGGGUGUAUUUCCGAGGAUAAUAUAGCUUGUCGAGUAUUGGUAGAAGUUGCUUCUACGUAUCCUGGAAGAGGUAAAUCGGAGCUCGGGGAAGUGCUAAUUAAUGCAGGAGUUAUUGGAUUAGCAAGAGAACCUGGUCAGCUCCCCGGUUUCGGACUCGUGUCCAGCAAACCAUAUGACAAUUGGUAUGUGGACAGAGUUAGUCAAGAGCAUGGAAUUCUUACUCCUUUUACGGAAUCAACUGUAGCUAGUAUUCCCAAACCUGAACAAAUUGCAAAAGAAUUUCCACCCCUAGGAACUAAACUACUGGUCAUUCCCCAGCAUGCUUGUAUUGCAUCAAACUCUUACCAAUGGUAUUUUAUUACCGACGACGAGGGUAAAAUGGUUGUCGACGUGUGGGUUCCAUGGAGGGGCUGGUAA
Molecule: messenger RNA, 1272 nt
Organism: Sugiyamaella lignohabitans
Lineage: Eukaryota; Fungi; Ascomycota; Dipodascomycetes; Dipodascales; Trichomonascaceae
Gene: DSD1
Product: D-serine ammonia-lyase DSD1
Exons: 1
Coding region: 1-1272 (423 amino acids)
Biological process (GO): D-serine catabolic process
Molecular function (GO): D-serine ammonia-lyase activity
Source: RefSeq, a predicted model, not a curated record